GUCCUCUUGUGUGACCACACUGGCACAUUGGCAAGUCGGCGCCGCUUUUUCUCGUCAGUGAACGGACUCUCGAGGCUUUAUUGAGAGAGAUGUUACGUAAGCGCUCAGAUCUUCGAUCGAUUGUUUCGAUAAUCGAUUGUGCGGACGUGUCGAUUUUUUUUCGUAAUGCGUGCAGAAGAGUCUCGUGAGCGAUAAUAGCUUGUGCAUUCCAGCACGUAGCUAUUGAUUAUAGAAUUAAAGAAUUGUUCUUCUGAGCUUUUCGAAUCUCCCGCUUGCGAGGGCGCUGCGAGCGCGGAAUAUGCCAUGAUGACGUCAUUGCUCCGAAUAUGGAGCUGCAUGUAACGUGCUUAGGUAGCUGAUUGAGCUCGGCGGGUAAACAAUCAUCUGAGAGGAAUUUACGAGCUGUUGGCUCACUCAUUCGGAGACAUAUACCACAGUUGAUCCACAUAUUUCAAUGUUAUAUGAUUUUUGUCAACUGGAGCGUCUGCACUGGUAUUAUAAUAUUAUUGCUCCGAAACGCGACCACGUGACUACGUGCAGUAGCGAGCGCCAACUCACGGUCGCAAAGUCGAACCUCGCCUAACAUCCUAUAUAUGCAUGAAUCGCACAUUACAUAUAUCUAUAUAUACGUGUACAGUGUAUACUCGCAGCUGGAAUACUAACUCGCUGUGUAGUGUGUACCCGCACGCCCGCACAUCAUAUACGUGCGAGCGAGUCUCGAGUAGCAGGCUGUCUACAGACGAUCGCCUCUGAGGAACGUCGUCGUCUUGUAUAUUCGAGCCGAGGAAAAAAAAGAGAGCUAAACGCCUUCUGUGCAGCAACAUGUCGCCGCGAGCAGCCGCAGCAGUCGAUCCGCUUGAUUAGAUUAGGUCAGCGCGCCUGCCCACACAAACUAUACACAGUCGAGUCGUAUGUACGAUACGUUUGGUCUGUCCCUCCAUGAGCCAGUGCUACUACUUAUACUCACUUCCUCUUCUUUGUGAAACUCACGAAGAGAAAGUCGCGCACGAGUAGACUCGUUUCCUCGGGAGGAAAGUUUCGGUGUACGCAGAUGCCUAGGCCCAGCGAGAGUUUGUCCACCGCGAGUGACAUAACCGAGCCGUCGUGACUAAGUAUGAUAGGGCGGCCUGGAUUUGGGACCUCGACCUUCGACAGCAGCUACGGACUACUACUCUGAGAGGAAGACUUUGUUGCUGCGUGUUGUGCUGAGAUUGGGAGUUCUGUCUUAGAGAGCUAGCUGAAGUAUAGGCGUCAAUAUGGGGCUUUUGUUUUCCAAACUCUGGAGCCUGUUCGGGAACGAGGAGCACAAGAUCGUCAUGGUGGGACUGGACAAUGCUGGGAAGACCACCAUACUUUACCAGUUCCUGAUGAACGAGGUUGUGCACACAUCGCCCACUAUUGGCUCCAACGUGGAGGAGGUUGUCUGGAAGAACAUACAUUUUAUUAUGUGGGACCUGGGUGGCCAGCAGAGCUUAAGAGCAGCUUGGUCUACGUAUUACACUAACACAGAGUUUAUUAUUGUUGUGAUCGACAGUAUGGAUAGAGAGAGAUUAGGUGUUAUUAGAGAAGAAUUAUAUUCUAUGUUGGAGCGUGAUGAACUUAACAAGGCAGCUGUUUUAGUUUAUGCGAAUAAGCAGGACUUGAAGGGGAGCAUGUCUGCUACAGAGAUAUCAAGGCAGUUGGAUUUGACAUCUAUAAAAAAGCAUCCUUGGCACAUUCAAAGUUGUUGCGCUUUAACAGGAGAAGGGCUAUAUCAAGGAUUAGAAUGGAUUGUUGGGCGUUUGAAGAAGACAUGACGCAUGAUAUAGCAAACAAAUGCACGUGUGAUGUCAUGUGCAAGUGCUCAUAGGGUCAUACACUUUGGCAACUACCAAAAAUUCCAGCUUUCUUUCUGAGCAGUUCAAAUAGAGUGUGACUUUCUGAAGGCAAUCGUAUGUUUGUUGUUGGUUAAAAAAAAAAAAAGAAAAAGUUUCCAUUUGCAUUUUGAAGAGAAGAACGCUGGCUCGUGUUAGGUAUCAAUCGCGAUUGCAUGGGAAAGCACAUUCAUGUAUAUAGUUUUGAUAUUUGCACGUUACAAACAGCAGUCUGCUGUGAAAAUUCCGACGCUGCUCCGUCAGUGUUGGCAGAGGCCCGAGACUUAUCGGCGUCCUCGUUUAUGCAUUAAACAGAUUUGCUGACCAAACGUGCAAUGCAUCUUGUAAGACUUCCCGACGAGGUUAACCAACGAAUCCAAAUGAAAAACAGAAAGAAAAUAAUUUAAAGCGAAAAACAGGCUACUCUGUGAUACGCAACGAUUUAACGAUGAGAUAGUUGUCUCACUGAGCUGAUCCAGAGAGCAGUAUUAUUUUAAUCAAUAUAGUUCAUUGUACAUUCACGAUUUUUAUUUUAAUAUAAUUUUUUUUAAGUGAAGAAAAAAUUUAGAGAAACUUGCUGAGCAACCUCCAUUUAUUCGUAAAUCCAAUAGAUUUUAUUACCACGCAUUGAUUAAAUAUGCUCAAAAGACGGCUGUCUUAUCGCACAUCUGUUUAAAGCAUAGGUGGUAUAUCUACUAGUUUUGUGUUGGUAUAGAAAUACUCCAGCUGGAUAAUUUUAAACGUAUAUAUUACAUUAUUGUAUGAAUUAACGGCAAAGCGGAAAUACCACGGGUCGACGACUAAAUUUUAGCAACAAUUGUCUAGCAAAUGCAAGAAUGAAAAAGUGAUGGUUAAUUAAUUUCUCAUAUUGAGAAAAAGAUCAUUCGACGAUCUACGAUUAUGAGAUUUUCCUUUUACUAAUUUUAUUUUUACUUGUAUACGUUCUGUCUGUUCAGUUAUAUUGUAUCCAAUAGUAAUUGAUAAAUUAUAUUUCUAUAUACAUAAACGACUAGACAUUUUAUAUUCCGCUGAUUGUAACAGGCAUAUGAUGGAUUAAAGUAAUUGAUUUAUCGAAAAUGAAACUCUGAGGUGACAAAUAAAAAAAUAUCACGAUUA
Molecule: messenger RNA, 2969 nt
Organism: Nasonia vitripennis (jewel wasp)
Lineage: Eukaryota; Metazoa; Arthropoda; Insecta; Hymenoptera; Pteromalidae
Gene: Arl5
Product: ADP-ribosylation factor-like protein 5B
Exons: 3
Coding region: 1257-1796 (179 amino acids)
Biological process (GO): protein localization to Golgi membrane; vesicle-mediated transport; intracellular protein transport
Cellular component (GO): cytoplasm; trans-Golgi network
Molecular function (GO): GTPase activity; GTP binding
Source: RefSeq, a predicted model, not a curated record